UGCACAAGAACACGUCGCACAAUACUCUGCCAUCGUGUUCUUUCUGCUGCUCAAAGAGGAGUAGAAGACCGGUUCAAGAUGGCGGCCGACCUUCCUGCGCCCCAGCACCCAAUGCGGCAUCUAUUCAUGGGAGUAAUCUAUUCAUGUGUGACGUCUACGGCUCAGGCUGGAAGGCGAAAAAGAGCAAGAUGGCGGAGUGAGCGACGUGGCUUUUUCAGGGAAGUUUCGCAUUUGCGGUCUUACAGAUAUAUAGACUCAAAUACAGCAUCAUAUAUCGCAGGAUUUGUCUUUUCCAAAGCCCGUGGAACGGAAGUCGGGUUUGGAGCGAUGGAGUGUUAUCUGAAGUGAAGAUUGAAGACGUGAUAGAAGAUGGACGACUACUGCUAUGCUAAGAUGGCGACGUCCGCUAAAAGAGAACAUGAAAGAGAAUCAGCGCCACCAACUUCCAGCAAAUCACCAACGGAGAUAAAGACGAAAGAUGAAGACGUCCAACAGCUGAUCAGUCAUCCAGAAGAACUUUCCCCUCAGUCAGCAGGACGGAGGUCCACUUUGAAGCAGGAGACUCCACAGUCACCCCACAUUAAAAAGGAAGAGGAGGAACUCUGCAUCACUCAGGAGGGAGAGUGUCUUCUAGGACCGCAGGAGGCUGAUCUCACCAAGUUGCCACUGACUGUUGUCUCUGUGAAGACUGAAGAUGAUGAAGAGAAACCACAAGCAGACAACCUCUUAGCUCCACUAUCAGAUAGUGAGGCUGAAGAUGAGGUUGAAGUAACUUUGAGCAGCGAUACAGACCCUGAAGAUAAUAUGAGAACUCACACUUAUAACAAACAUUCUCAAUGCUCUGAAGAGAAGAGAAGUAACAAAUGUUUUAGCUGCAUAGUUUGUGCUAAAUGUUUUACUCACAGGAGCAAUUUGGCUAAACACAUGAAAACGCACACAGGAAAAAAAACAUUUAAUUGUUCAGUUUGCACUAAAAGCUUUAAUAAAAAGUACAAUUUUACUCAACACAUAAGAACACACACAGGAGAAAAACCAUUUUAUUGUUCAGUUUGCGAUAAAAGCUUUACUCAAAAAAGCAGUUUGACUCUGCACAUGAGAACGCACACAGGAGAAAAACCAUUUAUUUGUUCAGUUUGUGGUAAAAGCUUUACUAUAAAAAAUAGUUUGACUGAACACAUGAGUACACACACAGGAGAAAACACAUUUACUUGUUCAGUUUGUGGUAAAGGCUUUUCUCGUAAAUAUAAUUUGUCUCAGCACAUGAAAACACACACAGGAGAAAAAUAUUUUACCUGUUCACUAUGUAGCAAAGGCUUUUCUCAAAAGGGCAGUUUGACCAUACAUAUAAGAACACACACUGGAGAAAAACUGUUUUAUUGCUCCGUUUGUAGUAAAAGCUUUCCCCGAAACAGCGAUUUGACUCGACACAUGAUAGCACACACAGGAGAGAAAGUGUUUGAUUGCUCAGUUUGUGGUAAAAGUUUUUCUCGAAACGGGGAUUUGACUCAACACAUGAGAACACACACUAGAGGAAAAACAUAUUCUUGUUCAGUUUGCGGUAAAAUCUUUUCUCAAAAGAACAGUUUGACCGUACACAUAAGGAGACACACAGGAGAGAAACUGUUUAAAUGCUCGGCUUGUUGUAAAAGCUUUCCUAAAAAGUGUCAUUUGAUUCGUCACAUGAGAACGCACACAGGAGAAACACCUUUUCGUUGUUCAGUUUGCAGUAAAAGAUUCCGUUACAAUACAGACGCAGUAAGACACAUUAGAACACACACAGUAGAAUAACUAUUUAGUUUGUGGUACAGUGGAACCUCGAUUUACCAACUCCUCUUUUUGUGACCCUUUAUGGUUUAAAAACCUGUGCGAAUCAUGUCUCCACGUAUGAACGCUUCAUUCAUUCAUUUUGCAUGCAGUUUGAAGCCAUCAGAGGCUGCCAUUUUGAUGACAUCUCUUCCUGUAGAUGCGGGCACAGCCAUUUUGAAGGAACAGGGCCCCCCAUGUCACAUCCUGUUUACAUCCUGUUUACAUCCUGUUUACAUCCUGUUUACAUCCUGUACACACAGGCACGACCACGGCGAGCGGCACUUCUGACUUGUUUAUCUCCACAAUUGUCAUACUCAUGCAUGUAAGACAUUAAUUUUCCCGUCAAAAUAUCAC
Messenger RNA from Entelurus aequoreus (snake pipefish), 2160 nucleotides. RefSeq names its product zinc finger protein OZF-like. Lineage: Eukaryota; Metazoa; Chordata; Actinopteri; Syngnathiformes; Syngnathidae. Gene Ontology annotation, biological process: regulation of transcription by RNA polymerase II. Bases 370 to 1788 code for a protein of 472 amino acids. Gene Ontology annotation, molecular function: DNA-binding transcription factor activity; RNA polymerase II cis-regulatory region sequence-specific DNA binding. The record is from RefSeq and is a predicted model, not a curated record. The transcript is spliced from 2 exons.